AUAUGCUUGUUCUCCGCCGCCUCCGCUUCCCGCUGCCACGCCCUCUUCUCGUCUCCUCCUCCUUAGCCCCUCUCUCACCCUCGACCUCUAGUUCCUCCUGUUGGUCGUCGACAGGCGAAGGUAGAAGGGCCAUGGCGUCAUCUCCGUCUUCCGCUUCCGCUGCGGUCGUCGCCGAGGGCUCGGCGGCCCGCCGAUUCUGGAUCGCUGCCUCCACGCGGGAGGCCGCCUUCGCUGCAUACACGCCCUUCCUCCUCUCCCUCGCCGCCGGCAACCUGCGGCUCGACCUCUUCCGCCACUACAUCGAGCAGGACGCCCACUUCUUUCACGCCUUCGCUCGCGCGUACGAAAUGGCCGAAGACUGCGCUGACGAUGAUGACGACAGGGCUACCAUCGCCGCCCUCAGGAAGGCCAUCCUCCAAGAGCUCAACCUCCACGCCUCCGUUUUGAAGAAAAACAGCUCUGCAGGAACACACAUGAAAAAACAGGCGUGGGAGGCACGCGUGAUGGAAAAAAAACGGAGGUGGCACAUGAAAAUACAGGGUGUAAGGCAUGUGUGAUGGGGAAACCUGUAAAAAGAACAGGAGUAUGGAGGUGAAAGGAAAAAAAAGUAAAAAUAGGAACACAUGGAGGGAGAAAAAUUAGGUGGAACAUGGUCACAGAAAAAUCUAGAGGUAGUCCGGGAGAAAAUCUGGAGGUAUAAUGUAAAAAAAGUCCAGGUCACAUGUGGGAUGUAAGGGCGCGAGGACACUUUAGGAAGGAAGAAAAGACGGAGUGGGGAGUUGACCCUACCAAAGAGAUACCUUCAAGUGCAGCUACAACCAAGUACACUGAUUUCCUACUUGCAACUGCGGCUGGAAAAGUUGAUGGCACAAAAGGUUCUGACAAAAUGGUUACUCCAUUUGAGAAGACUAAAAUUGCUGCAUACAUUGUUGGGGCCAUAACUCCAUGCAUGAGGCUUUAUGCAUAUCUAGGCAAAGAACUCAUGGCUUUCCUUAAACAAGAUGAAAAUCAUCCAUAUAAGAAAUGGAUUAACACAUAUGCAUCCAGUGAUUUUGAGAACAAUGCACUCCAAAUAGAAGAAUUGCUGGACAAACUGAGUGUAUCAUUAACUGGUGAGGAACUUGAGAUUAUUGGCAAGCUCUACCAGCAAGCUAUGAAACUGGAAGUGGAGUUCUUUUCUGCUAAGCUUGUAGACCAACCUGUUGUAGCUCCACUUUCAAGAUAUUGUGAUCCAAAAUAUAAACUCUUGAUCUUCUCUGAUUUUGAUUUGACAUGCACUGUUGUUGAUUCGUCUGCCAUUUUGGCGGAGAUCGCAAUUUUGUCAUUCCAAAAGGCAAGUCAAAGUGGGAUUGAUAAUAACCUCGACCGUGCAAAAUCGGGAGAACUGAGAAAUUUGUGGAACAUGCUCUCUAAGCAAUACAUGGAAGAGUAUGAGGAAUGCAUGGAAAGACUACUUCCUCCAGAAGAAUCAAAGUCACUAGAUUAUGAUAAACUGUAUAAAGGCCUGGAGGUGCUUGCUGAGUUUGAGAAGGCUGCAAAUUCUAGGGUUGUCGACUCUGGUGUCCUGAGGGGAAUGAAUUUAGAAGACAUCAGGAAAGCUGGGGAGCGGCUUAUUCUUCAGGGUGGCUGUAAAAAUUUCUUUCAGAAGAUUGUAAAAACAAGGGAGAUCCUCAAUUUGGAUAUCCAUAUUCUUUCCUACUGCUGGUGUGCAGAGCUUAUAAGAUCCGCCUUCUCAUCAGCCGGCUGUCUAGAUGGUUUGAACAUACAUGCGAACGAGUUCGCCUUUGAGGAAUCUGUUUCAACUGGUGAGAUUGACAGAAAGAUCCAGUCCCCGCUAGACAAGGUUGAGAAGUUCAAGAGCAUCAGAAGCGACGCGGACAGCACGGUGCCAUUCCUGUCUGUUUACAUCGGAGACUCGGCCGGUGAUUUGCUCUGCUUAUUGGAGGCAGAUAUCGGUAUCGUCGUUGGGUCAAGCACAAGCUUGCGUAGAGUGGGCAGACAGUUCGGUGUUUCCUUUGUCCCGUUGUUUCUCGGUCUAGUGGAGAAGCAGAGGCAACUGAUGGAUGAAGAUGCGUCCGUGUUCAAGCCGCGGUCUGGAGUCCUUUAUACGGUCUCUAGCUGGUCAGAAAUACACGCCUUCGUGCUGGGAAGCGAUUUCAGCUGAUGGAUCUGCUGCUUCUUUUCUCCAUCUUUUUCCCCUUGAGAAGCAAAAAAGCUUUUGCCGGUUGAUUCUGAUGCAUACGAUGCGUGAAUCCUAAUGUGGUCAUUUUAUGAAAGCCACAUGUCGAUUCUGGCUACCACUAUGUAUGAAUGAAUACCUGUAGUUUGUGGUGUGGAA
Zea mays is the source of this 2338-nucleotide messenger RNA. RefSeq names its product thiaminase2. Gene Ontology annotation, cellular component: cytosol. The coding region runs from base 722 to 2164 and encodes 480 amino acids. Lineage: Eukaryota; Viridiplantae; Streptophyta; Magnoliopsida; Poales; Poaceae. The transcript is spliced from 7 exons. The record is from RefSeq and is marked provisional.